AUGCUUCCGAGUCGUGUCUCCGAGCCACCGACGCGCAGCGCACAUGAAAUCGAUGGGAAACGCGUGUCACUGCUCAAGAGCCUGAAAAUUUUGGACUGGCUGCAGUGUGCCUUGGGCGCUGCUUUUCAAAACCUAGAGCUUCGUCAGGGAGGCGAUGUCAACACUUUCCUUCAAGGUCUUCGCGACGCCAACCUCACCUCGCUCGCCGACGUCCUUUCGCAGCACUCUGCUGUCACCGACCGCAUCUUGGCGGACAGUACCCCAAAGCUGUUCCUCGCUCCCGACAACGAGGCCAUCUCAAACCUUCCUUCUUUUGUCACGAACGACUCCGCGCGCCUCGAGGCGACUCUGCUUCAGCACGUCCUGCGAGGAAGCUUCGAUACGAACUCCCUCAACACUUACCCCCUGCACACAAUCGGGCACUCGUACAUGAACGAGUCUGCGUUUGUCAACUUGCCCGGUGGAGCUGGUCAGGCUGUUGCGCUCGCUCAGUCUGGCGACCGUAGGUUUGUCGCCGAAGCUGUCAACAACGGCACCUACACGUUGAGUGGGAACCAGACCAAGCUGGACACGGUUACUGUUCAACCCAUCAAUCACGCCAUCACCAUCCCUGGCUCGGUCACUGAUACGCUCAAGUACCUCAGGUACAACGGCACAGACACGCUGCUUCAGCAGGUUCAAGGCGGUGCCCUCGCCAAGACCAUCGACUCGAUGGCUGGUAUCACCCUCUUCGUACCCUCCAACGCUGCUAUUCAGAAGUACGUGGCUACCAACCCCAGCCCCAAUGACAUCCCCACCGUUCUCGGUCAGCACAUUGUCGCCUCUCGCGUCCUCUACUCUCCCCUCCUCAUCGACCAAGGAUCCAUGAUCUCGUCUUCCGGCCAAGACAUUGUCUUUGACAACAAAGCUGGAACCGUCAAGGUCGGAAACUUCACCGCUAAGAUCCUCCAGACCGACAUCAUUGCUCAGCAGGGUGUGAUUCACGAGAUCGACAAUGUCCUCGCCUCCACUGCCCUCGACACUGGACGUGCUGCCCAGGCGCAGAAGUCUGCCAUGGAAUCCAUCAACGCCGCUUCCGCCUCGGUGCUCUCGGGACCCGUUACCGGCAAGAACUCUAUCACUACCCAGGGUAACGACGUUCCUGCUGCUCAACAGGGCUCCGGCGCCAACAACCGAAGUGCCAACCAGAACGGUGAUUCCGCAGGUACGGGUCAGACCGAAACCGCCAUCGGGAACGGUAACACGGGCAGCAACGGCGGUGCUUCCCAAGCCAACUCGACCGGCAGCAACAGCGGCUCCAACGGCAGCAAUGGUAGCAACGGUAGCAACGGCAACAACGGCGGUAACGGAAGCAACAUUGAUCACCGAAACCAGAACGGUGCCCUGUCGUCUUCCACAGCCUCUUCGUUCGUUGCGACAAUCGUCGUCGCUUCGUCCAUCCUUGCUCUCGCUUUCUAG
Molecule: messenger RNA, 1458 nt
Organism: Pseudozyma hubeiensis SY62
Lineage: Eukaryota; Fungi; Basidiomycota; Ustilaginomycetes; Ustilaginales; Ustilaginaceae
Exons: 2
Coding region: 1-1458 (485 amino acids)
Biological process (GO): macroautophagy
Cellular component (GO): fungal-type vacuole membrane
Source: RefSeq, a predicted model, not a curated record